AGCGUUACCACCACAGCUCGUGCCGCCAACUUCUCGUCGACGAUCGUCUUUAACCUCAUCAACGAAUUCAGACGUAUUUGAUUUGUUCCGGCCGGUCGUACGUUUGUUUUGUACAAUUUAUUAUCCCACUUUUGGGAGAAUAAAACAUAUUUUUUGGGGAAAAAUAAACAGCCAAAAGCAUCAAAAUGACGAUCGGCAAGAAUAAUAAGAUGUUGCAACACAUCAACUACAGGGUGAGAAUAAUACUGCAAGAUAGUCGUACCUUCAUUGGAACUUUCAAGGCGUUUGACAAGCACAUGAAUUUGAUACUGGGAGAUUGUGAAGAGUUUCGCAAAAUAAAACCCAAGAAUACCAAGCAGCCUGAGCGAGAAGUCAAAAGGGUAUUGGGUUUUGUAUUACUGAGGGGAGAAAAUAUUGUUUCCUUGACGGUCGAGGGUCCUCCUCCGCCGGAAGAAGGUCUUCCGAGAGUACCGAUACCUGGGGCAGCGCCAGGACCAGGGAUGGGUCGAGCUGCGGGACGUGGAAUGCCUGCUAAUGUUGCCGGUGUUCCAGCAGGAUUACAGGGCCCAGUUCGUGGAGUUGGAGGACCUUCCCAACAAAUCAUGACUCCUGGUGGUCGUGGACAAGUUUCUGCUCCUCCGCAAAUGCAUCCGGGUGGACCACCGCGAAUGCCGGUUGGCGGACCGCCGCCCGGUAUGAUGGGUCCACCUCCCGGAAUGAUGGGUAUGCCACCCGGGAUGCCAAUGGGCCGUGGGGGACCACCAAUGGGACCACCAGGAAUGCGGGGACCCCCGCCUGGAAUGAUGAGGGGAGGCCCACCCCCGCGCCCCUAUUGAAACUAAAUUUUCAUCUCGAUUAAAAUUUAAAAACAAAUUGUAUAAUCUAAGACACCAAUAAAAUUUUCAUGUUUUGCCGACAUUA
This is a messenger RNA of Venturia canescens, 921 nucleotides long. RefSeq names its product small ribonucleoprotein particle protein SmB (gene SmB). Gene Ontology annotation, cellular component: cytoplasm; U4/U6 x U5 tri-snRNP complex; catalytic step 2 spliceosome. Lineage: Eukaryota; Metazoa; Arthropoda; Insecta; Hymenoptera; Ichneumonidae. Gene Ontology annotation, biological process: mRNA splicing, via spliceosome. The transcript is spliced from 3 exons. The record is from RefSeq and is a predicted model, not a curated record. Gene Ontology annotation, molecular function: RNA binding. Bases 186 to 836 code for a protein of 216 amino acids.